CAAACAUCUAACAACAUUGGGGUUGCAUUAAUAAGACUUAACAAACAUUGUGAUUGAAAAAAACUUCAUCGAGAAUCUUACAAAGAAGUCGAAGAGCUCUUUUCUCCAAAGUCCAAAGGUAGGGUUUUUAUUCUCACAUAUCAAUCAGUUACACAAAUACACAAACAAAACACACACAACUCUUGUCUUCCAAAUUUGUCACAUUUAGCCUAAAACUCUUCUACUUUGUCUCUCUGCUAAACACGAAAAAUUAGGGUUUUUUUAAAAGAAAAUUUUACCGAAUUGAGGAAGAAAAAAUUAACCUCGAAAUUGACUUCAUUCUUCUUCACCGUUUCAGUUCCUAGUAUCCUUCUCUCGUCGUAGCUUUCUGGGUUUUUGGUUUCGUCAAUGAAUUCGUGUUUUUUGCAGAGUCUUUGACUCUCUGUAACUUCCUUGAGCUUGUUCAUGGGUGUGAUCUCAAUAAAAUUUCAGUCUUGAAUCUUGGUUUUUUCUGUUUUUCGAUUUUUAGUUCGAAUUGAGAGAAGAGAGAUGAUUGCGGAGAAGCCCUUUUGGGUUAAACAUGAAGGGUUACAGAUAUUCUCCAUUGAUGUUCAACCUAAUGGAGAAAGGUUUGCUACUGGCGGUGGUGACCACAAGGUUCGUAUAUGGAACAUGAAGUCUGUUGACAAGGAUUUGCAAAACAUAGAUACAAAAGAGAGGCUUCUUGCAACUCUUCGUGACCAUUUUGGGUCAGUCAACUGUGUUAGGUGGGCCAAGAACAGUAGGUAUGUAGCAUCUGGUUCUGAUGAUCAAGUGAUUCAAAUCCAUGAGAGGAAGCCUGGUUCAGGCACCACUGAGUUUGGUAGUGGAGAAGCCCCUGAUGUUGAGAACUGGAAAGCUGUAAUGACUUUAAGGGGACACACUGCCGAUGUGGUGGAUCUUAAUUGGUCUCCAGAUGAUUCGAUGCUGGCUAGUGGGAGUUUGGACAACACAGUGCAUAUAUGGAAUAUGCGCACUGGUAUGUGCACCACUGUUCUCAGGGGUCACUUGAGUUUGGUUAAAGGUGUAACUUGGGAUCCAAUUGGGUCAUUUAUUGCUAGCCAGUCGGAUGACAAAACUGUGAUAAUAUGGCGAACAAGUGAUUGGGGCAUGGCUCACAGAACAGAUGGUCACUGGGCAAAAUCGCUUGGAUCCACAUUUUUCAGGCGACUUGGGUGGUCACCCUGUGGCCACUUCCUUACUACCACUCAUGGGUUUCAGAAGCCGAAGCAUUCUGCUCCUGUUUUAGAAAGAGGGGAAUGGUCUGUAGCAUAUGACUUCUUAGGUCAUAGUGCUCCAAUCAUUGUUGUUAGAUUCAAUCAUUCAAUGUUCAAAAGAAUCCCCUCUAGUACCCAUGAAACUAAACAAGUUGGGUGGAGCAAUGGAACAUCAAAGUCAGGGGAGAAAGAUUUGCAGUCAUACAAUGUUAUUGCAAUGGGGAGUCAAGACCGUACUAUAACCGUAUGGACAACUGGAAGUGCGCGUCCUCUUUUUGUCGCCAAGCAUUUCUUUGGCCAAAGUGUUGUGGAUCUAUCAUGGAGUCCCGACGGAUAUUCACUUUUCGCAUGUUCCUUGGACGGAACGGUGGCGAUGAUUCACUUUGACCCAAAAGAACUAGGCGUCAGGCUAACCGAUACUGAACUCGACGAAUUGAAGAAAUCUCGAUAUGGAGAUGUCAGAGGCCGGCAAGCAAACUUAGUUGAGAGCCCAGCCCAGUUAUUACUUGAAACAGCCUCGACAAAGCAAGCCGGUAGUAAGAGGGCGGCAUCGGAUGUUCAACAAAAUCAGGUGACUACAAAACCAUCUGUUAGUGUGGAGAGUACUGCAAAGAGGCGUAAAUCGCAAGUCGAUGAUCGGAAUAAGGCAGCAGAGUCUACUGGUCAAACAUUAAAUAAAGCAUCAACCUUAAAUCGAGUAUCUAGUCCUGUGAAUCAAAAAGUGUAUAGAAGGCCUGACGGAAGAAAGAGGAUCAUUCCUGAAGCUGUUGGAGUUCCCCAACAGGAGAAUAAUAUCAUGAUUAAUGGGGAAUCACAUAAUUUUCUGCCUGCUUCCGCUGCUGCUCCUGCUAAGGGAGAUAGUGGAGAUUUUCCUGUGGAGAUUAGCAAUAGGGAUUUGUCCGGGAAAGAAAUAGUUUGCAGGAACCCUGAUCUGAAAGAGCGUUCAAGGAUUACAGCUCGUGCUACCAUUACUGAGAGCCUUGUUAUUGAGAAGGUUCCUGGAACCUCUGGUAGGGAUGGAGUUUUAAAUGUUGAGCAAUCUGUAGGUAUAAAAGAAUCUUCUAGCACUGAUCUGUUGAUAAGGGUAUUCGAUUGGAAAGAUGGGGAAGCUGCACCACCUGUUUGCUUAGAAGCUUGUCCAAGGGAGCAUGCUUUGGACACUGUUGGUGCAGUAAGUACAUCAAUGGUCAAGGAAACUGAGAUUUCUUGCAAAAAGUCAGGCGAAACUCUUUGGUCUGAUCGGAUUAUGGGGAGAGUCACUGUUUUGGCUGGAAAUCCAAAUUUUUGGGCUGCUGGAUGCGAAGACGGAAGCCUCCAGGUUUACACUAAGUGUGGAAGGCGUGCUAUGCCUACAAUGAUGAUGGGGUCUGCUGCAACUUUUAUUGAUUGUGACGAUAGCUGGAAGUUGUUGCUUGUAACAAGAAAAGGAUCUCUAUAUGUAUGGGAUCUAUUCAAUAGGAAAUGCGUUCUUCACGACUCUUUAUCUUCUUUGGUCUCUUCCGAUGUCAAUUUAUCUUCCACAGUGAAAGGUACAAUAAAAGUGAUAUCUGUGAAAUUAUCCAAAUCUGGUUCACCGCUUGUUGUUCUAGCCACACGUCAUGCAUUCCUUUUUGACACUAGUCUAAUGUGUUGGCUGAGAGUGGCUGAUGACUGCUUCCCGGCCUCAAAUUUUAGUAGCUCCUGGAAUUUGGGCUCAGCUCCAUGCGGCGAGCUUGCUGGUUUGCAGGUUGAUGUCAGAAAGUACAUGGCUAGAAAGCCAGGGUGGAACAGGAUAACUGAUGAUGGAACGCAAACACGUGCACAUUUGGAAUCUCAACUUGCAUCUUCUCUUGCACUUGAGUCUCCUAAUGAAUACCGCCAGUGCCUCCUUGCCUAUGUGAGGUUUCUAGCAAGAGAGGCAGACGAGUCCAGAUUAAGAGAAGUCUGUGAGAGCUUUCUUGGACCUCCCACUGGUAUGGCUGAAGCAGCAUCUUCAGACACAAACUUGUCUUGGGAUCCUUAUGUUCUGGGGGUGAAGAAGCAUAAACUUUUGAGAAACGAUAUUCUACCUGCAAUGGCGUCAAACAGAAAAGUGCAGCGUCUACUCAAUGAGUUUAUAGAUCUCUUAUCUGAAUAUGAAGACGUAGAAACAGCAGAUCCUGCCCCCAAGGGCUCGACACCUACCAUGAACUGUGGUGGAGUCCCAUCUUCACUGGAUCAAAUUGGCUCUGAUCCUCCAGCCAUGACAGCUACUACUCCUAUGACUAUAGACAAUGACAAACCAGUCUCUCUGGAGAAUCCAGCGGCUUUGGAUAUAGGUGUGUGUGAGAAAACGGGUUCUGAGGACCGGGAUAAACAAGACCAGAACUCAAGAGACUCGGGCUCUUGAACUUCUCUCGAUGUUUUGUUUUUGUAUAUCAAGCUCAGAGAGCUGUGUAAAGCUUCUCAGUUAGGCGUUGUUAAAGAUUGAUAGCAGAGAAAAAGGAUGAGAUGUAACAGAGGGAUGUUGAGAGUCUCUCAGGUUAGUUAUAUAGUGACCCGGUUUGGGUUUUUUUUUUUUGUUUUUGUUAGUUUUCUUACUUUUCAAAAUUAACAAUAUUUUGUAUCAAUCCAUUUAUGUUUCUCUUUUUGUUGUGUUUUAAUCAAGUUUUACCAUUUUAGAAUAUAAUGUUUCUA
This is a messenger RNA of Arabidopsis thaliana (thale cress), 3890 nucleotides long. It is a transcript of the gene HIRA, whose product is annotated as histone chaperone HIRA-like protein. The coding region runs from base 529 to 3603 and encodes 1024 amino acids. The transcript is spliced from 10 exons. The record is from RefSeq and is marked reviewed. NCBI's taxonomy places the organism in Eukaryota, Viridiplantae, Streptophyta, Magnoliopsida, Brassicales, Brassicaceae. Gene Ontology annotation, biological process: regulation of DNA-templated transcription; chromatin organization; chromatin remodeling. Gene Ontology annotation, cellular component: nucleus; nucleolus.